AUGUGGUCGCGCAAAUCCACGCAGGGUCUGCAUGGAUCUCAGGGUAUUCCCGGGGUUAGAGGAGAUCCUGGGGAGCCAGGAGGAACUGGAGCAUCAGGUGUGAAGGGAGAGAAAGGACAAAAGGGGGAGUCAAGUGGAAUAGCUGGAGGUGGAUUACCAGGGAGGAAAGGAGAGCCUGGAAUCCCUGGAAUACCGGGUCGGCCAGGUGGUGAUGGGUUAAAGGGACUCGCUGGAACACCUGGACAGGAUGGUCGCCCUGGGAUACCAGGUACCCCUGGUAUCUCCAUUAAGGGAGACAAGGGGGAUCGAGGAGACAGGGGCCUCCCAGGAGUAGGCAGUGGUGUAGCGGCCAAAGGGGACCCCGGAACACCAGGGACAGCAGGGCUUCCAGGUCCAGCAGGUCCAGCAGGACUUCCUGGAUUAAAGGGGUCCAAAGGCGACAAGGGUGAGGGCACGGAAGGUCCGCCUGGCCCCGCUGGAGUUCAAGGAGAGCCCGGGGAUCGAGGUCCAAGAGGGCCCGCUGGAGAACGAGGAAAUAAGGGUGACCGGGGCCAAGCAGGACAGCCAGGCAUCCAAGGGGACAGGGGAGAGAGAGGACCAGUUGGGCCCCCAGCAGAGAAGGGGGAGUCUGGUAAACCUGGUACUUCAGGGCUGCCAGGACUCAGAGGUUUGCCAGGGCCCAGUGCAUCUCCAGGAGAGAAGGGCAGCAAAGGUGAACCAGGAGAGCCUGCAGGUGGUGGUGGCGCCACUCUCCCGGGGAGGAAAGGAGAGCGGGGAGAGACGGGCCUCCCUGGCCCUGAGGGAGCAAGAGGAGAGAAGGGCGAGCGAGCCCUGAAAGGAGACAGAGGGCUCCCAGGGGUCGGAGUACCGGGACUUGUUGGAACCAAAGGAGAUCAAGGGGAUCGAGGUGACCGUGGUGAACCAGGGGAGGUUGGGGAGGCUGUAAUGGUGAGCGUGGUGAACCAGGGGAGGGUGAGCGUGGUGAACCAGGGGAGGGUGAGCGUGGUGAACCAGGGGAGGGUGACCGUGGUGAACCAGGGGAGGGUGAGCGUGGUGAACCAGGGGAGGUUGGCGAGGCUGGCAGGAAUGGGUCUCCAGGGCCAGCAGGUGCGCGGGGGAAAGAGGGCGAGCCAGGGCUGCCAGGGAAGACGGGGGAUCGUGGCGUGCGGGUGA
This is a messenger RNA of Sardina pilchardus (European sardine), 1173 nucleotides long. Its product is annotated as collagen alpha-2(IX) chain-like. NCBI's taxonomy places the organism in Eukaryota, Metazoa, Chordata, Actinopteri, Clupeiformes, Clupeidae. Gene Ontology annotation, biological process: extracellular matrix organization. The transcript is spliced from 25 exons. The record is from RefSeq and is a predicted model, not a curated record. Gene Ontology annotation, molecular function: extracellular matrix structural constituent conferring tensile strength. Bases 1 to 1173 code for a protein of 390 amino acids.